Messenger RNA from Myodes glareolus (Bank vole), 5615 nucleotides. The record is from RefSeq and is a predicted model, not a curated record. Lineage: Eukaryota; Metazoa; Chordata; Mammalia; Rodentia; Cricetidae.
ACACUGCUGAUCCUGUAACAUGGAGGAUUGUCUUCAUACCUCAUCUGAGAAUCUGUCCAAAUUGGUCAGCUGGGCCCACAGCCAUGGGACCAUUUGCAGCCUCAUUCCAAACCUGAAGCACUUGCUUUCUGAAGGUUCCCAUGGGAACCUGACUGCAAUGUGGGGCUGUAGUGCUGGCCAUGCUUACCACUGGCCACUAACAGCUACUUGCAGAGCUGGGUCCCAAGAGAGGGUUUGUUUCCAGGACAACCGAAGUUUUAAUUCUGAUAGUCCCAGUAUAAUUGGGGUGCCUUCUGAGACACAGACUAGCCCUGUGGAAAGAUACCCUGGGAGACCCGUGAAGGCAAAGCUGGACUGUAACCGAACCAGAGACUCUUGUGACUUCUCUUACUGCAGUGAGCCCUCUGAACUGGAUGAAGCUGUUGAGGAGUAUGAAGAUGAAAACACACUGUUUGACAUGGUUUGCGAGUCUUCUGUUACAGAUGAAGACAGUGACUUUGAACCCCAAACCCAGAGGCCUCAAAGCAUUGCUCGUAAAAGGCCAGGAAUAGUCCCAUCUUCCAUCCAUUCAAGUUCCCAGGGACAGAUGGUUGAUGAGUGCGGUAGUGAUGUCAUCAUCAAGAAAAUCAAGCAAGAGAUCCCUGAAGAUUAUUACAUUGUGGCAAAUGCAGAGCUGACUGGAGGUGUAGAUGGACCAGCCCUUUCCUUGACACAGAUGGCAAAGCCCAAGCCUCAAGCUCAUGCCGGUCCCUCCUGCGUAGGGUCUGCUAAACUGAUUCCCCAUGUAACAUCUGCCAUCAGCGCAGAGUUAGACCCACACAUUGUGUCAGCAUCCCCCUCCGUGAUCUCCAGACCAAUCAUCCCAAAGACUGCUAGGGUAUCUCUGGCUUCACCAAGCAGAGGACCCCCUGGUGCCCAUGGCACUGCCCACCAGGUGACCAUGCAGAUGCCUGUGAGCACAUCACAUCCUAACAAACAUAUCAGUAUCCCUUUGUCUGCCCUUCAACUGCCUGGACAGGAUGAACAAGUGGCUUCAGAGGAGUUCCUGCCCCAUUUGCCUAGCCAGGUCUCAUCUUGUGAGGUAGCCCUUUCUCCUUCAGUGAACACAGAGCCUGAAGUGAGCUCCAGUCAACAACAGCCUCCUGUUGCUCCAACCAUAACCACUGAAGCCACUGCACAGUGCAUUCCAGACCAGGAUGAAAGAGCAGCUGAGCUCAGCAGGGAGCAGAACGAGAAAACCAUCCGGAGCACACAGACUGCGCUCCGCAAUUUCCCUUAUUCUACUAAACUCAACAAAUUUCCUGUAUUUAAUAUUAAUGAUGACUUGAAUGAUCUGUGUACCAGUGCAGUGAGCCCAAACACCACCAAAGCCACGAGGUAUGCCUUAAAUGUGUGGCGCUACUGGUGCAUGACCAACGGGCUCAAAGACCACACGGACAUCACCAAGAUCCCUGCAGUGAAGUUGAAUGAGCUGCUUGAAAACUUUUAUGUCACUGUCAAGAAGAGUGACGGCUCAGACUUCCUGGCGACCUCACUUCAUGCCAUCCGCCGUGGCCUGGACCGCAUCCUGAAGAAUGCAGGUGUGGGCUUUUCCAUCACCAGCAGCACCUUCAGUUCUUCCACCAAGAAACUCAAGGAGAAGCUGUGGGUUCUGAGUAAGGCAGGGAUGUCGGGUGCCCGUUCUCGCAAUAUCGUCUACUUCUCCCUUUCUGAUGAGGAGGAGAUGUGGCAGGCAGGGUGUCUCGGGGACGACAGCCCCAUUACUCUCCUGUCCACAGUGGUCAAGUACAACAGCCAGUAUCUGAAUAUGCGGACACUGCAGGAGCACGCAGACCUGAUGUAUGGUGACAUCGAGUUGCUCAAAGACCCACAAAACCAGCCCUACUUUGCCCGGACAGACAGUGUUAAGCGAGAGAGCCGGAGUGCUUCUACCAGAGUAUGUCACGGGAAAAUCUACCAUGAGCAUUCUAGGGGACACAAACAGUGCCCUUACUGCCUCCUCUACAAGUACAUGUACAUCCACCGGCCACCUACCCAAAUGGAGGCCAAGUCUCCCUUCUAUCUGACAGCCAGGAAGGAGGCCACAGACAUGGGCAGUGUAUGGUAUGAGGAGCAGAGGAUGGGAUUGCGGUCCCUCCGGGGAAUUGUCCCAAAUUUAGCCAGAAAGGUCAAGCUGGACAACUGUGAGAACUUCACCUUCGUCUCAUUCACUCAGGUCUCCAGGAGACUUAGCUCCCACAGCUGCUGCCAGUGAGCCCUCCAAGGCCAGGACUUCCCUCAGGUGGUCAUGGCGAGAGUCAUCAGCAAGCAGGUCCUGAGGAGACAGAAGCUGUCUUCACUCCAUGAUACAGCUGGCCUCCAUUACUGCAGCAGGCCAUUGCUCAGUCUUGAAAUUCACUUUUACAUAAAAGUAGAUGACUGAAUAAUGUUUUAUCUAAAUGUGUGACACCUUGUUAAAUCUUGGAAUCUAACACAAUGUAUAAUUAUUAUAUACAAGAGUGAAGAAAUUCAUUUUAUCUAGUGCCUUUUUAGCACGGGUUUUCUUGGAAAAAAUGUUUUAAGUACUUACUGUUAAAAAAAAUCCCAGUAGCCUGGCAGCUUUAGAAUGGUAUAGAAUUAUGUACACUUUGUUGAGUUUCCUUCACAUAAGGACCUAGAGCGAGAGAGACAGAAUUAUGUUUUCUCAGUGGAUGCUCUGCCAGGGAGGCAGACUUACUCACUGAGGUAAAAGAAACACUUCCACUGUGCUGUUGAUAAAGACAAUUUGAUAAAACGAAGAUCAGUACUCUGAAAGGCUGGUUCUGAGACACCACGUGCAGUGGACUCUGCAACCAGGAGGGUUUCUAGAAAGCCACUUGUGACCCAAAUAGGAAAACCUGAAGCAGAAGUGCCUGCAUCUGAGUUCUCCACACCGUGAGAGCAUCUGCUGUUUGAACUUUGUUUUGUGUUAAUCUGUUUUUCACAUCAUGCCGUUGUUCUGUUGGCCAGAGUCCCUGGACAUGUAAGGCUAGCUCAUGCUUUCCUAAGAAAAUCAACAAAGUAAGCCACAAAGAAAACAGAUUCCCCACUGCAUUUACUAAAGAUUCUGGAGAUCUGUGGGUUGGCACAAGUGCUUUGGACACAGAUUUAGGCAGCUUACCAGGUAAGCAAGCCAGCACUAAGGACAUGGUGAGUCAGAGCAUGCGUACAUUGUCAAAUCAUUUCACAUUAAUAAAACUCAACCUGACCAUGUGCUGUUUAAACAGCAGAAUUUUCUGUUAGCUACUCUGAAUACAAGUUUUUAAAAAGGAACCCAAAGAGUACUAAUUAACAGGAGUAGCUGCUACUCUGCUUUCCAUUCAAGGGAAGACUGCUAUAACUUGUACCAUUGUGUUCUUAUGUAUGCUUUUGGAUCCCAAAUUAAAAUCCCAGUGCAAAUUCAUACUGCACAAGUCCUUAAAUUAGUCAUUUCUUUUUCAAAGUACUGUUUUAAUAUUUAUUUAAAGUAGUUCUUUUAAAAUCACUCAUUAGUUAUUGAAAUAUGUGACACUUUACCAGAGAAGACUCAACCAAUGCUGCCUUAAGGACUCAUGUUGUUCUCUUUCUAGUGAGUAUAUGCUUAUAGUUCUGUUCACUAGGUUACCUCCCUGGGUAGUGAUGAAUUUUAGUAGCCCCUUCUUUGUGUAAAUAACACGCAAUUAAUAUUCGGUGUUUGACUUGACCCUGUGUAUUAGUCUGUAGUGACUUCCAAUCGUGAUUUUAGGGUUUUGAAAAGAUAGACAAACCAGGUGUGGUAGCCACGCCUUUAAUCCCAGCACUUGGAAGGCAGAGGGAGGCAGAUCUCUGUAAAGCCAGCCUGGUCUACAAAGCGAGUUCCGAGACAGCCAGGGCUACGCAGAGAAACCCUGUCUCAGGAAAAAAGCAGAGAUGGUCACAAAAUGUUAGGUCAGUCUUCUUUAGUUUGCUAAACACCCAAAGGUUAUUUUGUUUGUGGGAAGCAAACAGUUAUCUUUUCGGUUCUGCAUGUAAGAUGAAGACAUGACUUGUAUGGCCAAGUUGCAGAGUCUGCAUCUUAAUUACUAACACCUUCAUUUUUAUUUUAGAUAGAUUCAAAAUGUUGUUGUUAGGUGUGCUGGGAUCUUUCCAAGUUUAACAUUCCCAAGAAUAGCAAUAACUGACCAUAUGUCGUCAAUAUUCCUGUUAACUGAGACUGUUGAGCAUUUGAAUAAGCAUUUCUGCUUCAACUUCCUGCCUUGCACCUAUUUGAUGAAUUGUAAGCUCUCCAAAUUCUCAGGGGUCAGAUCUUCAGUUACACUUGACAGCAUGGGAAUCCUUGAGUCGUGGGAGUGAGGAAGAGCACACUUGCAUCAAGGGCUCCCACCUGCCAUGUACAACUUUAUUGUCUAUUUGUGCAGAUAUGGCUGUGUGAGACACACUUUACAUCAGUGAGUGGUAAGCUGGGGUGAGCCUACCAACCUGAAAAAAUAGCUGUCUUCCCAGAUGGCCAUGCUCUGAAGGAGGGCCAAGAGCUGUGGCUGAGGUUCAGUCUUUCCAGUCAAUUAUAUGCCAUCUCCACAGGACACAUAAUCUUUUGGCUUAAAGCAAAAGAAAGGAGAAUUCCAGAAGGGAUAGGGCAAGUUACAAGCACUUGUCUUUGGGUCUCUCUGCACCAGAGUUGGGGUGUUUACCCAGAACUUUCCGUUUGAGCCGGGGUUGUAGCUCAGUGGCAGAAUGCUUGCCUAGCAUAUGCAAGGGCCUAGGUUCUGUUCCCAGCACUAAUGAAAUAAAUUCUUUAGCUAGCAUACCCCAAUGCAAGUUGCCCCUGGGCCCUGCAUAAGGGAAGUUGCCAUCUCGGUUCUAAAAGGACCCCUGGAAUCUUUGGAGGAGAUCAUACUUUUUGUAUUGCUGCAAAAGCUGAGGUAUGCAUGGUGACUCACACCUGUAAUGCCAGCACUCACAAGACUGAGGCAAGAGGAUUGCCAUGAGUUCUGGGCCAGCCUAGGCUAUCAUAGCCAUCUUGAGCUACAGAGUGAGACUCUGUCCUGAAAAACGUAAUUAAAGGGCUAGAGACUGGUCAGCCAUUAAGAGCACUGGCUGCUCUUCUAGAGGACCUGAACUCGGGAAACUUCAGUCCCUGGAGGUCAGACUCGCUCUUUUGGCCCCAUGAGCACCAGGCACAAACAUAGCGCGCAGGCAUGCAUGCAGGUAAAACACCACACACUUAGACAAUACAUAAAAGGAGUUGUAGGGGCUACCUCCCCAGUGCCCAUAGGCCUCUCUCUGGGGAAUGGCUUGUCAGGUAAUAGGUUGUCAUCCUGGUUUGGGCGAUCCAGUUGGACAUGAAGAGUUUAACAUACUGCUGUAUCUUAGGUAAGCAAUGGAUUUUUGUUGUUGUUGUUGUUACAACUUUUUGUAACUGUUGUUACAACUUUUAGUAACAGUUCCUCCAUUGUGGAGAUUCUCUUCCUUACGUUUUUAAACUUGAAGAGGAAACCAAACCUGAUAAUCUGGCCAAGUAAACACAGCCAAACCUAUGAAGUCUACCUCUAGUCUAUCAAGCCUGAUACCUCAGACACAAGUAAAAAAAAAAAAAAAAAAUGAGAGAAAGGAAUACUGGGAGUCCCCAGAGGCUUUAU